AUGCGUAGAGAUCUCAUUUUCACAUCUGGCCCGGCGACCACUUCCAGCAGCGUGGGAACGGGAAAUCGUACAUCGACGCAGUUUAGUACAUCGAGUAACACGGAUUCUUGGAUAGUAAUUGCGUUAACAGCCGGUCGCGGAGACGCCAGAAACGAAGUUGGCCUGGCGGCGAUAGAUCUUCAGUAUCCGUAUUUGGUUCUCUGUCAAAUUAGCGACUGCCAAACUUACGUCAACACUCUAACGAAAAUCAAUAUUCUCGAUCCGAUAGAAGUAAAAAAAUUUUGUUCUCUCGAGAUACUCAUGCCUGAAACUAUGUGCGAGCGUCGGGGCCACGGGAAUAAACUGUACGAACUGAUCAAAGAGAAAUUCAACGCGCUCAACAUCACGCCAAUCUCGCGCAUACAUUUCAACGAGUCGAUCGGCAUGGAACGCGUGCAAACAUUGUGUUCCAGAGAGUACUCGAGUGUGGAAUUAAUAGUGAAACAAAAAUAUUACGCUCUGGCCGCUGCCGCGGCACUGCUCAAGUACGUGGAAUACGUCCAGCACACGGUUUACGUUCCGAAAUCCGUGCGAAUAGAAUAUCAGGGGUCGCCGAACACCACGAUGAUCGAUCUCGAGAGCGCACGGAGUCUCGAACUGGUCGCCUCGCAGUCGAAGCUUCCAAUUGUCAGUCUAUUGGGCACCAUGGAUCGCUGCGUGACUCCCAUGGGCAGAAGAUUGCUGCGCGCAUCUAUUCUUCAACCUUCUUGCGACGAACGUUCGAUCGCAGAUAAGCAAUCUUGCGUUGCGGAACUGGUGAACAACCGUUCUUUAUUUAUGAGCCUUCAGGUAUACAGUCGAGCAAAAACAAAACAAAAAUAUCCACAUCCAACCAUGACAAUCCAUCCAUUUUCACAGCCGGUGAUACAACGUCUCUUCGGCACGGAUCGUUUGUUGACGCUGGCGAUGAAACCCUUGCACGUUAACGAUAUACAGAACGCGGAACGAAACCUAAACUACGCAUUACUUCUGAAGAGUUGUCUAGACAACAUUCCAGAAUUAGAGGCGAUCCUCGCGAGCGGCGUCCAUCCGUUUUUCGUGAAAACGCGAAAGAACUUAGCAAACUCCGAGUUUCGAGUUAUGAAAGACAAGAUCUCGACGCUGAUACACACGGACGCGAGAUUCGUGAAAGGAUGCACAUCUCUGAGUAUGCAGCGUUGUUUCGCUAUAAAGGCCGACAUCAAUGAACUGUUGGACGUUGCUCGUCAAAUUUACUGCGAAUUAAUCAGCGACAUGAAGAACAUGGUGGAGCAAUUGUCUGUGAAGCACAAGCUUCUAUUAUCUCUGGAACACAGUGUGAAUCUGGGCUACCACAUCAACGUAGCCGUGCCUCGAAAUCUGAACAUGAAGAUCUCCGAUUUGCCGGCGGAAUUUAUUCAGGCACGCAAGAACAGAAGAUCCUUCACGGUAACGACGACGGCAUUAUUGACGUUGAACAAACAGUGCAAGAAAGCUUGCGAAGAAAUUUACAUGAUGAGCAACACACUGCUGACUCACCUGCUGGAGGACAUUAAGCAGCACGUCGGCUGUUUGUUUCAACUUAGCGCCGAUGUGGCGGAAUUGGACUUGAUGUUGUCGCUCGCGCAAAUCAGCAGUAAUCCGGAAUACGUGAGACCGUCAUUCGGAACGAAGUUGGAAUUGAUAAACUCGUUGCAUCCGAUUAUGGAAUUAUUCAAUCGAGAGCUUCCCGUGUCGAAUGACGUGAAUGCUUCGGUAUCGUAUAAUUUUCAUCUGAUAACCGGACCGAACAUGAGCGGCAAAUCUACGUACUUAAAACAGAUCGUUUUGCUUCAGAUUAUGGCACAGAUCGGCUCCUACGUACCGGCGACGAAAGCAACGUUUCGCGUCGCAGAUCGCAUACUUUGCAGAAUAAACUCUCGCGACGACGCCGAGCUCAACGCGUCCGCCUUCGUCGUUGAGAUAAAAGAGGCGCAAUACAUUCUGCAAUCCGUCACGCCCAAGUCGCUCGUGAUUCUGGACGAGCUCUGCCGACAUACCACAGUCGAGGAAGGCUCGGCCAUCGCUUGGUCGAUAUGCGAGAAAUUAUCAUUGACGUCCGCGUUCACGUUCGCCGCGACGCAUUUUUUACAUCUCACCGCGUUAAGCAAUAUGUACUAUAACGUGACAAUGUACGUGAACAUCUUGAUCGAUGACAUCCAUCAUCUUUUGUGUAACCAUUUUUUUUUUCAAAUUAUCCACCACUUUAUUUUCAUUAUUAUUUUUUUUCUUUCCUUGUACUGUCUUGCUGCUUUGUUCAGUCAUUGUUUCGAGACGAAAACCGAUGCGGAAGAUUCGGGCGAGUUACGCCUGACGUACAAUCACAAGUUGACUCUCGGGAUAGGACCCAUCGAUCAUUACGGCAUCGCUUUGGCGGAAGUGUCCUCUCUACCGAAACGCGUCACAACAAAGGCGCGCGAAUACGCGAACAAUCAGCGAUCAGUUCUCGGCGCGCAGAAAAACUUCGCAUCCCUCGCGAGCACCUCGUCAUGGGAGAAAUCGUGUUACAACACGGUCGUUCAGUUGCGCGCGCUGCUGGACGACAAUCGUUUCACGUUUGCGAACAUAAUAAGCAUUAUGAAGCAACUGGAUCUGCAACAACGCAGGCAACAGGUUCCUUCAAAAGCGACGCAGGUUUUCGUGAGGGAAACACAUGUUCCUGCAAAAUCGACGAGAGUCACGCGUAAAGAAACGGAAAAACACGAGAAACGCAAAACUCUCGUUUCAUCCGAGAAUGCUUUGAUAGAGCAAACGAGUGGAAACGUGUUGCCGAAUACAUUAUCGAGACAGAAGAACAGAGAACCGGAUGACGAAUCGAUGGAGAUCGAAAUCGACAACGAGAGAGAUUUGUCCAUGCACGAUACCAUCGUAAAUCGUACGACGUUUUCACCGUUGUUGCACGCGGAUACGAAGGACGCGUUUCCGACAGUGAGUUCUAGCGUCUCACAAUUGACGAUCGAUUCGAAAGUGAUGCAUUCAUUCAACGACGAACAAUCGACCCGACCCCUUACUGACGUCGAUCCACGAUUUUACGUCUGCACGUCCUUCGCGAGCAGUCAGAAAACAACAACGACAUUGAGUUUGGGAUCCAACGUCGUCGACGCGAACUCAGGAGUGACUUCUCCGUCUUCCGAAUUCUGUCGGUCGUUAUUGUAUCACGAUUAUUGUCUGUCCGAAAAUGACUUUAAUAGUACUCUGCCGUCUCAGUCCGAAUCGAGCGAAAUUGCAAAAAUAAUAACCCCGCGAAGUAAAGAGGUGGCGAUUUUUCGACAAAUCGAGGACGACGAUUUCGACGAGAAAGCUUUCUUCGUUAACACACAAGCGCAAUUAGAGCUAGAUCUUGUCACGGACAAUGACGCGUCACCGUAAUCAGUUUUCGGUGUAAUUUCGCGCUAUUUUUAGCGCAUUUGCGAACACGUUAAUUUAAUUUUGUCAAUUCAAUUAUAAUAUAUUUUGUUCAAUCACAUAUCGCAAUUUUCUUUCGUUAAAAAAUGCAAAAAUAUGAUCGUGUGUGAUUGUCACCAAAUUCACAUCGUCAACCAAUCGCGAACAUAUGCGAGCCGCGAUAGGAUACGAAAUUUGAUAAAAGAAAUUCCUAGUUUCGAGCAAAACACGCGUGUAAUAUAAAAAAAAAAAAAAAAUCAAGGAAUCAAAACGUACACACACGAUGUAAUGAAAAUGAGGAGGCAAUGACGUGUGCGGAGCGAUCUUAGACACCCUUGUUUCGAAUUGUCACAAAAUCAAAGUGUAAAGGUUAAUUUGAACGAGCCAGAGGAAACGAGAAUGUGCGACGAUUUGCUACCGGAGUCGGUCAUGUUGUUUCUCGACAACUUUGAGACCAGCCUCGGUCUGCCCAUUCUCCUUGUUAUUAUACUCUGCACCGCGCAAUUUGUGGUCAAUCAUAUUUUUGAAGUCGGACAUACGAUUUAUCGAAAUCUCAAGAAACCGAUGUUAGAAGCACAUACAAAAAUGGCAGGAAUAUUGGGAAAAACCAAAACAGCCGCCACACCGACUCAAAAUCCGAAAACCGAUACUCUGCCUCAGGACGAGGAGUGGGACUAUUGCGACGACGAGAAUUGCUGAACAAAAUAUAACACAAUCUCUUUGUGUAUAUUUAUCGGUUGCAAGUAAA
Pseudomyrmex gracilis is the source of this 4168-nucleotide messenger RNA. RefSeq names its product mutS protein homolog 4-like. NCBI's taxonomy places the organism in Eukaryota, Metazoa, Arthropoda, Insecta, Hymenoptera, Formicidae. Gene Ontology annotation, biological process: reciprocal meiotic recombination; mismatch repair. Gene Ontology annotation, cellular component: nucleus. The coding region runs from base 1 to 3405 and encodes 1134 amino acids. The record is from RefSeq and is a predicted model, not a curated record. Gene Ontology annotation, molecular function: ATP binding; ATP-dependent DNA damage sensor activity; mismatched DNA binding. The transcript has 16 exons.